AUGACGCUACCCCUCCCUGACGUCAAGUCUGUCGUGGACUGUGCUUCCUUCAGCCACACUGUCCUACCCUUCUUGUCGCAAAUCACGGCGCUUCCCGAGCGACUGCAGCUUGCAGCCGCAGCCAAGGAUGUGAACAUCCUCAAGGACAUUUACCUCUCCACGAAUCCCUUCAUCUCGGCCCUCUUCUUGAGUCUAGCUCUAUCAGUUCUGUUUGUCAUCGCUUCGGAGAUCAACCGGAACUACUCCCAAGUUGAUCGGCUCUGGAGUAUCCUGCCGUCCAUCUAUAAUGUGCACUUUGCUCUUUGGGCCCGCUUGUCGGGCCUCCAGACUCAGAGCUUGGAUACUAUCGCGGCCAUCACCUUGAUUUGGAGUGCCCGCUUGACGUUCAACUACUGGCGCCGUGGUGGCUACUCAAUCGGCUCGGAAGACUACCGUUGGCAAAUCGUCCGCUCCAAGGUUAACAACCGCUUUGUCUUCUUCAUUUUCAACAUCGUUUUCAUCAGCCUGACGCAGUCCUUGCUCCUGCUUUUGAUCACCGCCCCGACCUACAACUUCCUCCUUCUCUCGCGUCUGUCGGACCACAAGUCCUUCGAGGUUCCGGACCUUGUCUUCUCCCGGGUGGCCUUCUUCUUCAUUAUCAUCGAGUACUUCGCCGAUCAGCAGCAAUGGAACUUCCAGACUGCCAAGCACAACUACCAGCAGACUGCCCGCAUCCCUGACCAGUACAAGGGACAGUAUGAGCCUGAGGAUCUGGAGCGCGGAUUCGUCGUCAGUGGUCUCUGGUCCCUGUCUCGUCACCCCAACUUCCUCUGUGAGCAGGCCAUCUGGCUCACUCUGUACCUCUGGAACUGCUACCGCACCGAAUCCUACGUCCAGUGGACCGGCAUUGGUGCCUUGGGCCUUCUGCUCAUCUUCCAGGGUAGCGUUCGUCUCACCGAAUCGAUCAGCGCCGGCAAGUACCCUGAGUACAAGGAAUACCAGGCUCGCGUGGGACGCUUCAUUCCCCGUUUCUCGGCCAAGCCCAAGUACAAGAGCAGCAAGAAGAAGGCUCGCAAGGCUGUCACUGAGCAGCCCGAGAGCGAGCAGACUCAUGAGGCGGACAAGAAGAGCCAGUGA
Aspergillus luchuensis is the source of this 1116-nucleotide messenger RNA. Its product is annotated as DUF1295 domain protein. The record is from RefSeq and is a predicted model, not a curated record. Bases 1 to 1116 code for a protein of 371 amino acids. Gene Ontology annotation, cellular component: membrane. NCBI's taxonomy places the organism in Eukaryota, Fungi, Ascomycota, Eurotiomycetes, Eurotiales, Aspergillaceae. The transcript has 2 exons.